Molecule: messenger RNA, 1119 nt
Organism: Pseudonaja textilis
Lineage: Eukaryota; Metazoa; Chordata; Lepidosauria; Squamata; Elapidae
Source: RefSeq, a predicted model, not a curated record
GACUGUAGCAGGAAGAGGAGUAUAACUAAUCAGACCAGAAAGAUUUCUUUUAAGGGAUGUUUCUUCUGUAAGUUUAUUAGCUCUCUGUUACUAUUUUAAACAAACUUUUAUUCGGCUCUGGAUAUUUGAAUGACUCCCUGAUGCAAGCCUAAGCUUUUUAUUGGAAUUAGCAUCUUCAUACACCCUGGAAAGGUGUCUAAGAUCCUCUGGUCAAAGGUGAGCAUUGACACUAUUAACCCUACAAUGGAUACUUCAGAUUCUGUGGCUUUGUCUCAAAAACCAAAACAGAAAGGGAUGAAACAAGAACAUAAUAAAAAAGCAGAAAUGCAAGAAGAAAGUGAGGAUGCAAGUUCUUUGGGAGAGUUAACAGAGAGUCCCCAACAAGAUCUGUCCAGUGAAAUUAUUCCAUACUCUGAAACAGAAAUAUCAAGGACAGAAGGAAUACCUGCAGUUGUGUGCGAUGAUAGAGCCUGUCACUCUACCCAAAACUCAAGAUGGUGGAUUCCAAGGAUUCGGAAAGAUGAUGAAUUCUUCCAUUUUGUCAUUAUUUGUUUUGCUGUUGGAAUGUUAUUAGUCUGCUAUUAUAAAUAUAACGACUGGACUAUUUCCACUGGAAUUGGCUUGAUGACCUUUGCAACUCUAGAAACAACAGGAAUAUAUUUUGGCCUUUGGCAACGCAUUCGAAGUAUCCUCGAAUCUUUCACCCCGCUUAUUCAAAGAGUCAGAAUGCCUGGGUUCAAAAAACUUAACUAAGCCAGAAAUCGCAAGAGCUCUGCAAAAUCCUGUUUGGUUUCAUGACUGCAAUGACAACUGUAACAAUGUGCAAACAAUAUAAAUGUCUGGGCUAAAGAACUGAGAUCCUAAGACUGGAGCUUGUAAGAUGGGAUGAAGAGCUUGGGCCAUCCAAACACAGCACAGAUGCCAUCAACAGCUCCACAACAGCCUGAAGGUAAACGGCCUUCAAGCAGUCCUUUACAAGGAAAGGGCUGGAGAAAUUGACUCAGUAUUUAAACCUUGGCACAUGCGUAUAAUAUAGCUAGAGUUUCAGACUCUUUAAAAGCUGUUUUGGUCAUUAUUAGAGAUGCUGGUACUGCAAUAAAGUUAUUUAUCUAUCUCCAA